UUGUCGGAGGUCAGGUGAAAUCACAUGAUGAAAACAAACGAAUAUACCGUGCGGUGUUACCACACUUAUUGCGAUAGUGUGGAAUAAUAUUUCUUAAUGAAUGUAGAUCAUUUCCUUACUUGAUUGAAGAAUAUACCAGAUCAUUAUACAAUAUGAUGAUGCCUGGCUCUGGGGAAGAUACAUUAAGAACCACUGGAGGCCAAAUUGAUAAUAUUGUCUUUGCAUUGAUUGAUGCUACACUUGAUCGAAAUGACAAUGUUACUCAAGCUGUACAGCUAUCUCUAUUCAAUAUUGGGAAACAUCAACCGAAUUUAGUCCUUAGUAGCUGCCAUUCAUAUUUAGGCAGACAUCCUAAGUUGGCUUUAGUUCACAAAAUUAUCAUAUUAGGAAUUAUUGAAAAAAUUUGUAAUGAAGCAUUAGAUUCAGUGAAGAAAAAUGUAGCAGUAGAUCUUAUCAAAUUAGCUGUGGAAGAAAUGGUAAACACAAAGGAAAUAGUGCCUGAGUGGCAGGGUGUUGCAAGUGGAAUAUUGGUAUCUUUGGGCCGAAAAUACCACAAUGAAGUUAUGGAACAACUAUUAAUCAAAUUUCAACCUGGAGUUUUGCCUCAUUUUUUUGUCAUCCAGACUAUGGCAAAUCUUGCAUCUGCAAAUGUGUUUGGUAUGGUACCAUUUUUAAAGGCAGUGCUUGGAACUAUGUUACCAUUAUUGUGCAUGGUAAAACAGGAAAAUAUGAAAUGGAUUUUUGCACAUGCUUUAGCAAAAUUUUGCGAGUCCAUUCUUGAAUAUAUUGCUAAUGCUGAAAAGUCACCUGAUCCAUCAGUAACCAAAGAGGCAUUUAUGAGUGAAAUAAGUAGUGCUUAUGAUGUUCUUUUUAACAAUUGGCUUCCAUCUAGAGAAGCAAAGGUAAGAUCUGAAGUUGUUGUUGCCCUAGGUCAAAUGACACAUCUUCUUAGUCCUGAAAAAUUAGAAGAACUUCUACCAAAGUUUAUUCCAGCUGUUUUAGCAAUUUAUAAAAGGCACCAAGAAUAUCAACAUACUACUCAGGGCCUGUGUAUGGUUUUGGAUGCUGCUGUUUCUAAUCACAGUAUUAUUUUGGAAUCACAAUUAGAGAAUAUUUUGAAUGUUCUUUUCCCUCAGGUUUGUUCUCUGCCUGAUUAUUCACAGCCUGCUGGUGUGAGGAAUCACAAUGAAGUGUUAAGAUGUUUUGCUGUAUUAGCUUCUGUGUAUUCAAAUCGGCUUGUUUCAUUCUUACUUCAACGACUUGAAAGCAGCAGCGAAUCGUAUCGUAUUGGGUCUCUUACUGUGUUAAAACACCUCCUUAAUUCCUGUGAUACUCACAUUGCUAGCAAAGUGCCCCUUAUUAUUUCUGGCAUAAAACCUGUUCUGGAUUCUGGAAAUAAGGUUAAAAAAGUCAUUGUCCAGGUUAUUGUAACAUUAGCUCAUCAUGAUUACUUAAAAUCAGAGGGAGGUUUGGAUAUGGUUUGGUUUAUCAUACAUCAGUGUGCACUACCAGAUGAUCCACCUGGAAAACGAACUGGAGAUCCAAGUUAUGUGAGUAAUGAAGCACUUAGAGGAAUGUGUGAAAAUGUGAUGCAUUUGUUAACAACAACUGUGGAAAAAAUGGAAAAUGUACUAUGGCCAAAUAUUUUAGAUGGUUUACUGGAUGAAAAUUUGACUUCAGCAGUAAGUCCAAUAUGCAAAAGCGUAACCGUUUUGGCAAGCAAAAAAAGAGAAGAUCUAGGAACUGAUUUUGCAAUCGACUAUAAAGUUUUAACUAAUGUUACAUCAUCUCAAUCACUUCUUGCAAGGUUGCUUGUUUUAAUUGGCCAGCCUCAUGAAGGCAGAGAAAGAGGAUUUCAUGUUCUAAAAUUUAUGAAAGUUGUUGCACCAGCUAUCAACAAAAACCUCAAAGCAUUAUGGGAUACAAAAAUUCCUAAUUUACUCCAGUUAUUGGAAGGGAGUGAUUCUUUGGACUGGGAGCAGAAAAUAUGGGAAAAAAAUGUCACAGAAUUUGUUAUGGAUACUCUUGAAGAAAUUGAUCGUGAAGAAUGGACAUUAAAAUUUGGAAAAUCAUUGGUUGCACAAUUUCCAUUGUAUAUAAAUGCUUCUGAAGAUAAGUACAUUCUGCUGAAAAUUCUUGGAUUGGUCAUGAAAAAAGUGAGCAACAAGAAUUUUGUGAAUGAAGCAUUAGAUGCAAUUUUUCAGAAUGUUAAUCAUUCUGUUGUCACAGAAAGAGUGGCAUGUGCUGUAGCUGUUGGAUAUUGUGCAUCUACACAUUUAGAUAUAGUUUUGGUGAAAUUAGAGAAGGUGGCUAAAGAUGACAAAAAGAAUUCCGGAAUAUUUGGCUUCAUUAAGGAGUUUACUGGAGAUCCUGAUCAUGAAAAACUGAAAGCUACUAUUAUACUAUGUUACGGGUAUGUGACAAUGAAUGCACCAACUUCGAUUCUGUCCACAAGAAUUGAAACACCAAUUUUAAGAAGUGUAGCAAACUUUUAUCAGUCUUCAAAGGAGCUAAUUGUGAAACAAAGUAUGUUGGAAACUGUCAAAUUAAUUGCAGAUGCUGUUCAUCCUGAUCAUCUCAGAGAGCAGCUCGAAUUUCGAUCUAGAAUGGAACUUCUGAACCUUACAAAGGGCAUUUUGAAAUCUGAAACUUCUGCACCAUUAACUAGUAAUAUUAGGUCAUUGGCUUUGAAUGCAGCUGCUAGUCUUGUUGCUCUGGAUCCUGCUUUAAAAGAUGAAGAGAAGAGGAGUAUUGUAUUAGUUGCAGUUGGUUCUGUUUACUCUUUACCACGUGAUUAUUUAUUAGAGAAGCCAAAAGAAGAAGGUAUUGAUCCAUCACUGGAUUUUGAUCAGCUUUUGAUUUCUACAGUUGAUGCUUUGAACUUUUUUUUGCAAAAGUUAUUACUGAAAGAAAAGAACUUUAACAAUUUAGAACAUAUCCUCCUGAUCCUUCAUUCAUAUAUGAUUUCAAAAAAUGCUGUGGAGAGGGAGAGAUGUUUGCAUUCAACUUUGCAUCUUCUUCGAUCAUAUGCUGAAGCUUCUGGAAGUGAUGCAUAUGCUCCAUUUAACACACUUGGAACUAUUCUUGGAAUUCUCAUUCCGAGAUGCACAGAUCCACAAAUAACAGUUCGGCAUCUUGCCUUUGACUCCAUUGAUGUUGCUGUCGCCAUUGCAAUGAGAGUUCAGGUUUCUGCUCUGUCUUUUAACGAAACACCAAACAUUUCUUUGACGCAUUUGAAGCAGCAGAUUAUUAAUGAUGAUCCAUCAUCUUUGUUUGCUGUUACUAAAAGCUUAGGAAAGUUCAUAUCUGAAAAGCUACCACUAGAGCAAUUAUAUCCCUUCCUCAGGUCAUUAGUAGAUGGUCUCUGUGAUCCACAUUCUCAAAGUUCGUCUGGUGCUUCUGUUGUUUUGAAUACAGUUAUAAAGGGCAGGGGCCGAGAGAUUAGACAAGAGACACUGAAUCUCUUAGAUGCAGUGAGAGAUAAAUUAGGCAACAUUCAGUGUCCUCACACUAGAAAAGGUGCAUUACGUACCUUUCAGAACUUAGCAAAUCAUCAUUUAUCAGCUGUCCUAGCCUCAUUACUUAGCUCACCUGUUCCUUUAGAUAUGCAUACAAUUGAUAUUUGGAGAACUUUAUGCUUAGAUAAAAAUACUGCUAGUCAUAUUAUUGAACACUUUUUGGAGAUAUUUUCUGAUAAUGUACUGUCUUCUCCACCUGAUCCUCAUGGACGCAGCAUUGCAUAUAUUGCAGCUCACAAGCCAUUAGCUGCUGUUUGUGCCUUACGUGAAAUGUUCAAAGUACCUGAGAUGGAAAGUUGUGGCAAAGAACAUUUUGAUAGAAUAUUUUCAUCUUUAUUACUUGUUAUUGGAGCUUAUGUAGGAGCUGUUUUUCCUGUAUAUUCCUCUGAAAGUGCAAAAAGCUCUGUAUCCACAUUAUCUAAAAAAAAUGAUUCGCAGUCUUCCUGUUCUUCUCCAGUGAGAAUUGCCAUUGAUGCUAUGAAAAACUUCCUCUUGUGUGUUAAAGAAGAAGUUGUAGUUAGCUGUAUGACUGAAAGUGGCUAUUGGAUAAUGAUGGAAGAAUCUGACAAGUAUCCGGAAGCUGUUGCUGCAUUAGGAAGGUCCAUAUGUGCAUGCUGUCCAGAUCAAGUUCCAAAAAUUAUAACUUUCUUAAACCCUUUGUUGAAUAGUUCUGUAAAUGUGCAUCGCAUCAUUUCAGUAUCAUUGUUUGUAGAAUUUCUAUCACAAAAUUACAAAGGCAGACAGAAUUUGACAGAACCACUAAUGAAUAAUCUUUUGGGUCGCUUGGUUGAUUCAUCGCCAACUGUGCGUCGUUUUUGUAUCUCAGGCUUGGGAAAUAUAUCCAUGCUAGAUAAGGAACAGAUAGAAAGAUAUUCUACCACUAUCCUCUCUGCUAUGAUGGCAGGUAUGGAUGAUAGAGAAGAUCCUGGCUGCAGUAUUACUUUGGAAGCAAUGAGUGGAUUGUCUUCAAUUUUAUCUCAAGUAGCAGAGGAAGAUGUGAGGAAUAUACUUAUUAAUAUUGCUCUGCGGAUAAAACCAAUGUUUGAAAAGGAAAAGCCUUUAAUACGUGCUGCAGCAUUUACCUUAUUUGGAAACUUGUCACGAUUUGGAAAUGGUCCAUCGAAAGAACAAUUCAUGGAACAAGUUCAUGGAAAUUUAAUUCCACUUCUUCUUCAUCUUAAUGACGAAGAUAAGCAUGUAGUUAAGGCUUGCAAAUACAGUUUAAGGCUGCUGGGACCACUUUUAAAGUCUGAAAGUAUGAAUAAUAUGUUUCAGAAACAUUUGCUCGAUGAUGCGCACUUACAUUAUGGUGAAUUCAUAAAUGACCUUACAAAGACUGUGAUAGCAGAUUUUCCAGAAAAAGUAGGAUUUUAUGCAACAUCAUGCAUGUCCUAUUUAAAGAGUCAGUUUCUAUCAAUACAGUGUAAUGCAAUUUCAUUUCUGGGUUACUUGCUUGGAAACCUUCCUGUUGAAAAACAAAAUUUAAUACCAAAGGAAAGAGUGUGUUCAGCCUUGCUUAUUUUAUUAAAAGACCAGUCAUCUGAUGUAAGAAUAAGAGCAGCUGAAGCAUUAAGUUUGCUAUAUGAGUACUGAAUUUUACAUCUACGAUAUUGAACUAUUCAAUGCCUCAAGUAGAAUACUAGUAAGUGAAAAUAGAUCUGCUUGAUAUUUUUUUCAAUGAAAGGUUUCAUAUUUCGAUAAAUUUUGGCCAAGAAAUAAUAAAUUUUAUAUUUAUUUGCAUCCUGUUCUUUUUUCAUAACAUUAAUUAUAACAGUUAUACAGAAUUCAUGCCACAUAGUUUGAAAUAUACCUCACAUAAAAAAGUGUAUACUUAAAUCCAUCUAAAAAUUAAAUUCUUGAAUUCAGGUACUUUAUUUGCAUGUGUUAUGAUUUAUAUAAAUAAUUCUAAUCUUGUUCUAUUGAAAAUGUGGAUUUCUUGUAGUGAUUAAAGCUUAACAUUUUAUAAUUAAAAUCUAAUCUAAAGCUGUAAAAUAAUUCGUUAAGAAAAAGGUAUGCAUCAGAUAUUAUAUACUUCUAGCUGAAUUAACUUUUUUUAUCAGCUUAUGUGUAAAUGAAAACAGAUGCAAAAUGUUAAGAUUUAUAUUAUUAUUAUUCUUAAACUAUAAAGUAAAGUGUUGUCAUAUUACAUGUGUAAAACUAUUUAAACUAUAUACAGUAUAGAAGUGUAUACAAAAUUAUUUUUUUAAUAAAAAGUUUGUGAGCAUUUCUAUAGAAAACAGCACAGCAGUUAUUUGGAUAUGUAGAAGAGUUAUAAAUUAUAGACAAUACUGAAGUGUUAUAUUUGAAGCUGAAAUUAUAAAGUAAUGUGUUUAUAUAAUUUGUAGCAAUCAAAUAUGAAUUAUUUUUAAUUUCUGAUUUAUAAUUUUAAUGCAUGAUUGAAUAUGUAAAUUAAAAAAUAGCUUUAUUACAUGCUUAUGUGCCAUGAUCUUUGCAAGAUAACUUGAAACAAAAAAAUGUUUUGUAUAUUUUCUUUUAUUUGCUAUAUUUGUGAUACUUUGUUUCGAAAUAUUGCUAGAUGUAUAGUUCUUAUAUUUUUCUACACCAUUUUUACAGAUUAGUGUCUUAGGUCUGAUUUUUGUUUCUAAUCUGAAAAGUUUGAUUAAAUGUAAAACUGUGAAAUAAACUGUAUAUUUCAGUUUGUCUAUUGAUUGUAAAUAAAUAUUUUUUGGGGGAUACAUUUUGUUUUUGCUGUAAUAUAUUUGAUGGGGAGUUUCAUUUGAACUUCUCAUUUUCAUUUCUUUAAACACUUAGAACUUUUUAUUUCCAUUAAAACAAUUAUGCUAAAAUGAAUAUUUAUACUCAUGGUAAAAUUAAAUUUUUAAUGUGCACAUGCAGAGUGUAACAAUUUAAUUCCCAGAAUUGCCAAUUAAUGUAGCCCAUUGCAUAAUUAUAUCGAAAUCGUGAGUAUUUGUGUUUAAACAUGUCUCAAUGUAUGAGUAAAUUUUAAGAUAGGUGUUAGUUAUGAUAAUUGAGAAAUAAAAUAUUUCUGAAUGAUAA
Molecule: messenger RNA, 6536 nt
Organism: Stegodyphus dumicola
Lineage: Eukaryota; Metazoa; Arthropoda; Arachnida; Araneae; Eresidae
Gene: c11.1
Product: maestro heat like repeat family protein c11.1
Cellular component (GO): cytoplasm
Source: RefSeq, a predicted model, not a curated record